This is a messenger RNA of Pseudo-nitzschia multistriata, 1154 nucleotides long. Lineage: Eukaryota; Bacillariophyta; Bacillariophyceae; Bacillariales; Bacillariaceae. The record is from the annotation of a GenBank genome assembly.
CAAUAAGCACGGCUACGAAAGAAUUUCAGCAUAAGUUUAUAAAAUAUCAAAAGAAAGAGCAGCAAAUUCAACACUCCUUUCAAAAGAUCCAAUCUGCACAAACUAGAAUACCAAACUACCAAACAGUUGCGUGAUGUCGUCGCCUGAAAAUCUCCACCCAAACUUGGUGAUCUCCUCCUCGAAAGCCCACCGUGCUCUCUUUACGAAAAUGAGAAAUGCUUCCACCUCCUCGGAAGAUUUUGUGAAGUAUUCGAAACGAGCCAUGAGAAUCUUGGCCGAAGAUGCGCUGGCAGAAUUUCCUUCGACCGAUGUGAAAAUAACAACUCCCUGUGGGUACGUUCGGUGUCAAAGAAAAGAAAAAUAAUCCUUUGGUGCAUUUCUUUUUGGCUGCCUCUUGAAUCAGGGGAAUUGUCAUGCAUCAUGGGACACGGUUGGGAAAUUACCCAAGUCCAUGUUCUUGCUAAUUCUUUUUGACUCAUUCCUUUUCCUUGUUGGACGUAUUGUAUGUCGAUGCUGCAACGGCACGCAAACUAACAGUCCUUGCGAUGGAUGUGUCGGUCCCGAUCCGACCACUAUUUGCGCCGUCUCGAUCAUAAGGAGCGGGGAUGCCCUCUUGGAGGUGGUCCGCGACGUUGAACCAGCAUUGCGCGUCGGAAAAAUACUCAUCCAGAGAGACGAAUCCCAUCCCGACAAGAUCGCGAAGCUCUUUUACAGCAAACUCCCCCCGGCAUCUGGAACAGAAGAACUGCCCUAUGUUUUGCUCUGCGAUCCAAUGCUGGCAACGGGAGGAUCCGCGCUCAAGGCCAUAGAGGUAUUGGUAGACAAAUACAGCAUCGAACCGGGGAAGAUCGUCUUUGCCAAUAUGAUCUGUGCACCGGAAGGGUUGAGAGCGAUGGCCGAAGCUUAUCCACAGAUAAAAAUAGUCACGGCAGCCAUCGACGAGUGCCUUAACGAGGACAAAUUCAUUGUUCCGGGUUUAGGUACGUAUCUAAUGACUCAUGCAGCGUAUGGAGCGUUCAACCGUUCGAUGCAUGCAUAGAUUGAGGCAAUCAGCUCACACAGAUACUUCAAAAUUUCACAUUUUCAUCGCUGCGUUUAUUGAACAGGGGAUUAUGGUGAUAGAUUUUUCAAUUCAAUAUAAAGUGCUUCCAGAA